CUCCCAUGUCGCAAGCCACGCUCUCGCCGCGCCGCGCCCUGCUGCUCGCGGCGCUGCUGCGCGUCGCGCUGCUGGCGUGGGGCGCGUACCAGGAUGCGGCGCCGCACCUGCCCGACUACUCCGACGUCGACCUCGACGUCUUCCUCGCCGGCACGCGUGCGCUGGCCGCCUGUCCGCGCAGCGUGCUGCUCGGCGCGCCGCGCGAGACGUACGCCGAGCUCGCGGCGCCGCUAGAAGGCGCCGGCGCCUGCGCAGCGGGCUAUCUCGCCGCCCUGGCACGCUUCCUGCUGCAGCUGCGCGCCCACGUCGCCGCCCGGCCCGACGAGUACGCGGCGUCGGAGCUCAGCGAGCAGCUGCUGCAGCUCUCGUUUCGCGUCGUCGAGGUGCCUGCGACACUGCUGGCGCUGGCGGGCAACCCGUACGCGGCGCCGACGUUCCGCUACUCGCCGCUCCUCGCGCUGCUGCUGGCGCCCGCGCUGCUGCUGCCCGAGCCGCUGCUGCUGCGUCUGGCGCCGCGCCUGCUCUUUGCCGCCGCAGACCUGCUCUGCGGCGUGCUCAUGCUGCGCAUCUGCCGCACGCUGCGCAUCUCGCAGGCCUGGGUCGCGCCCGCCUGGCUGCUCAACCCGUUCGUGGCACAGAUCUCGACGCGCGGCAGCGCAGAGAGCCUGCUGGGCCUCCUCGUGCUCGGCUGGCUUGAUGCAACGCUGGGCGCGACUACGCCCGACGACGAGCAGCUGCGCCUGGCGCGCCGCCAGCAGAAGGUCGUCGAUGCCAACGUUGCGCACGUCGCCGACGCUGCAGCUGAGGGCAAGGACGUUGCGGCAGCCGAGGCAGAUGCCAGCGACGCGCUGCUCGCCGCGGACGCGUCCUCCUCCUCGGCGCUCUCGGCGCUGCUGAGCACGCCGCUGCUCUCGCCGCUGCUGCUGGCGCUGGCCACGCACUUCAAGCUCGUGCCGGCCAUGUAUGCGCUGCCGCUCGCGCUGCACCUCGCGGCCGCCGCACCGACAGGCGCGCGUGUUGGCGCUGUGCUGCGGUAUGGCCUCGUGUGCGCGUGGGCCACAGCGGCCAUCGGCUUGGUGCUCUAUGGCAUCUGGGGACCGCCAUACCUGCACUCCGCCUUCCUCUACCACUUCACGCGCCUCGACGUGCGGCACAACUUUGCGCCGCACUUCCUGCCCGCGUACCUGGGCCGCGUCGACGGCGCCAUCUCUGCGGCGCCGGGCACGGCCGGCGCACUCGUCGGCUUCGUGCCGCAGGCGGCCGUCGUGCUGCUGCUCGGCGCGCUGCUCGGCAAGCACGACCUGGUGUUUGCUUGUGCGGCACAGACGCUGGCGUUUGUCACGUUCAACAAGGUCUCGACGUCGCAGUAUUUCAUGUGGUAUCUCUUCUUCCUGCCGCUCGUGGCGCCGAAGCUCGCCUUCGCCUCACGGCGGGAGCCGUGGGUGCUGCUGCUGCUCUGGGUCGGCGCGCAAGCGCUCUGGCUGAGCCAGGCCUACCUGCUCGAGUUCACCGCACUCGACACCUACGUGCGCACAUGGACGGCCAGCCUCGUGCUGCUCGUCGUGCACUCGCUCAUCCUCGCGCGCUGCGUCACGGCGUGGGGCGAGGGCCGGGCGCGGGCCGCUCGUCUGGCCGGCGCCGGCGCGAAGAAGUCGCAAUGACGUGCCUGCUGCCGAGCGCCCAGGAACUCUGCAACUCUAGAAGAAUCAUACCCCCUCCUCAAUGCAUCUCAAGGGCGCC
Messenger RNA from Tilletiopsis washingtonensis, 1740 nucleotides. RefSeq lists its product as hypothetical. Gene Ontology annotation, biological process: GPI anchor biosynthetic process. The transcript has 4 exons. The record is from RefSeq and is a predicted model, not a curated record. Lineage: Eukaryota; Fungi; Basidiomycota; Exobasidiomycetes; Entylomatales. Bases 6 to 1661 code for a protein of 551 amino acids. Gene Ontology annotation, cellular component: membrane; glycosylphosphatidylinositol-mannosyltransferase I complex. Gene Ontology annotation, molecular function: GPI mannosyltransferase activity; alpha-1,4-mannosyltransferase activity.